This is a messenger RNA of Arachis duranensis, 1843 nucleotides long. RefSeq names its product NDR1/HIN1-like protein 12. NCBI's taxonomy places the organism in Eukaryota, Viridiplantae, Streptophyta, Magnoliopsida, Fabales, Fabaceae. The record is from RefSeq and is a predicted model, not a curated record. Gene Ontology annotation, cellular component: plasma membrane. The transcript has a single exon. The coding region runs from base 1085 to 1702 and encodes 205 amino acids.
AGCAAUUGCUGCUUUUUUAUGUAAAAAUGGUCUAACUAAAUUCAUGUAUAUAUAUUUUUAUAAAACAUAAGUUGUACUUGAUAGAGUGCUUAAUCAGGUUUAAAGAAGAGGGGGAAUUAGUAUAUAACUGAGUGUGAUUCAUACGCGUUACAUAUCCUAGACAUAAGAUUUGCAGUGUUUAUUUUGAAUGUGUAACUCUGGAAACAGUCACCUAAAAAUAGGAAAACGUUCUUUUACAACAAGCUUGUUUUUAAAGCAAGGGGGAAAAUGUAUAUUUACUAUUUCUUUAAAAAAUUUUAUGCGAGUGUUUGCUACUAAGACGUAAAGAUAAGAUGUUAUUUGCUAAUCUAGAAGUGUGUAUAAGGUUGUAAAUUGUAAUUCUCCCCAAGUAGGAAUAUGUACUAGUUAAUAUAUGCUUUACGCAUGCAAGUGUGGACCCACUUAUACUUGAGAACAGAAUUUGCUAUGAAGGCAGAGUAAGAAGAAGGAUUUUGCAUCUAGCAAUGCAAGUUUGGUAUUUUACCUUUUCACAAUUAACAUAUAAAUCAAGAUUCCCAGUUCAUGGGUAAUAUUUGCUAUAUGGCUAUUGAAGUUUCUAAUCAUAUAAACAGUAGGAGAAUCAUAGUCUCACAAAAUUUGAAUAUAUUCUUAACAAAUAAACUUGUUUUUUCAUUAUUUGGAAAAGAGUGUAUAUUAAUCCUCUUUCAUAUAUGUACGAAUUUUACAUUGAAAUGAUUAAUCCAUCUCUUUUUCUCUUAAAAUAGUGGAAACAAAUUUAUCAUUUUACACAGUAAGAUUAUUUUAUGACAUGGUUAGGAAUUUAAAAUAUAUGAAAAUGCUAGAAAAUGAAAUGGGAUAUAGUAAUUUGCGCACAGGAUCAAAUGCUUUAAAGUUGGGAAAGGAAUUAAACGAAGAUACUAAAACCCCAUUGUAAAUAGAGUUAAAGAACUCAAAUUGUUUAUGUGCUUCAUGUUCUGAAGCCAAACUACUCUCUUUUCAUCACAACACAGAACAAAACAGAGAGAAAGCAGAGCAGUGGGAAAAAGAAUGUUUUAGUCUCUCAAGACUGAUUGAUUCAUGCUCUAUGCCUACGGCUUUCAAGAGAAAACUCGAUCUCCAUCGGCGGCAGGGCCGAACGAACCCCUUGAUCUGGCUAGCAGCGAUCCUAUGCACCAUCAUAGCCAUAGCAGUUGUGAUUGCAGGGAUAGUAGUUUUCAUCGCAUACUUGGUCAUCCAUCCAAGAGUACCUGUGAUCAGCAUCACCAAUGCUCAUUUAGACCUUCUCCGGAACGACUACGCCGGCCUCCUCCAGACACAGCUCACAGUCAUUGUGAGGGCUCACAAUGGCAAUGCCAAGGCUCAUGCUACUUUCUCUGACAUAAGCUUCAACAUCAGCUUCCAAGGCCAAGGCAUAGCCGUCCUCGUUGCGGAUUCUUUGGAGGUUCCUAAGAAUAGUACUAAGGAUCUUAACUAUGUUAUUCAGUCUUCUUCCAUUCCUUUGACUCCUGAUCAGAUGGAGAAAGUAGAUGAUUCUUGGAAGAAGAAUGAGAUUGCCUUCGAUUUCAAGGGAAAUGCAAGGACUCGGUGGAGGAUAGGGCCUGUAGGAUCUGUUAAGUUCUUGUGCCGCUUGAACUGUCAACUCAAGUUCCAUCCUUUGAAUGGCAGCUACAUUCCAAAUAGGUGCACCUCAAAAUCAAAAUGAAUCUCUUCUUAUUCUCCUCCUUCUUUCAUAAUUCAACUUACAUAUUCUUAGUUUUCUUGCCUAUGUAGAUAUUAUUUCAGCUAAUAAAAUUCAGUAUCUAUUCUUAGAUUCUUUGCUUUUCAAGUAGAUUGUCAUGUUUUA